This is a messenger RNA of Ostrea edulis (European flat oyster), 4052 nucleotides long. Its product is annotated as transketolase-like protein 2. The transcript has 12 exons. Lineage: Eukaryota; Metazoa; Mollusca; Bivalvia; Ostreida; Ostreidae. Bases 2069 to 3952 code for a protein of 627 amino acids. The record is from RefSeq and is a predicted model, not a curated record. Gene Ontology annotation, molecular function: thiamine pyrophosphate binding; transketolase activity.
GGAGUGGUCCGGUGAGUUAAAAUUCUUGUAAAGAAGUUGGUUACCACCCUUAUUUAUUUGAAAGCUGUACCCCGAUAUUCUUUUAUUAAGUGAACCCUUAGUUUCUCCAACAUAAAUUAAGCCACAGAGGUUACACUCAAUAGUGUAGACAACGUUAGAAGAUUUACAAGUCAAAUUAUCAAAAGUUUUGAUAUAGAAACUACGUCCUGUGAUAUUAGUACUAAAUGAAUUUCUAUAAGUGUCACAAGUUUUAGAUUUUUUUACGGAACAUUUUGAGAUCGAGCACAUUGGAUUCUCAGGAUAUAAACUGACUUUCGGUGAAUCUGUCGUCACUAGUGCUUCAUGUGUCAAAAUUCUUGGGAUAUUUUUCGACAAUACACUUGGCAUGGAGUGUCAGAUAAGUGCAUUAACUAAAUUAUGUUAUUUCCAACUUCGGAAUAUCGGUAGAAUUAAAUCUCUUAUAACGGAGGAUACGUGCAUGUCACUUGUUAGAUCAUUGAUUACAUGUACCAUCUUCGCAAGCCAAGUGUCUGAUUCGCUUACUCUCAUCUACAAGAUGAGAGUAAGCGAAUCGGACACUUGGCUUGCGAAGAUGAUUGAUUACAUCCCGUCUUGAUUAUGAAAUGCGCUUCAUUAUAACGUUAAUUCAGCAUCCUUGCAAAAGUUACAGGUAGUUCAAAACACUGCUGCCAGGCUAGUGACACGUUCACAGAAACAUGAGCAUAUUACACCAAUUCUCAUAUCGCUUCACUGGUUACCUGUGACAUAUCGAACGAAAGCAUUUGAACCAAUGAUAGGUUGUAUUGGCCAACUAGAUCGUUAUAACCACCAUAGAAUUGCAAAAUGCUGACGUUAAACGAGACUGUUGAAACCCCUGCGUCAUCAACGUGUUUGUCAGUAGGCUGCCUUGAUUUAAAAACUGACCAUACGCAGAACAAGCUCUUGCGUAUCGAAUAAAUUGAGAUAAUGGAAUAUUGCUACAUAAAUAUGGGAAGAUGACGAUGGAGAAACUGAAAUCACUCCGUUUGUCAUAAAGUUGAGUUGUUAUUUUGCCUUUAAUAUCUACUUCCAAUAAAAUAUCUAAGUAUGAAGCAGAAGUGGACGACUCUAUAGAGGCCUUUAUUUCGAGGUCACAGGGAUAUAUCGAAUCGACAUUUGAAUGAAAAUUAUUAUUUUAUAUAGAUGAUAUGUCGUCGAUAUAUCUAAAUGUUGAUUUGAAAGCCACAGCAGGGAUUUUUUUCUUCUCACGUAGAAGUUUUUGAAUAAUUUCUGCUUUAUAGAAAUAUAAAAACAGGUCAGCUAACAGAAGAGCACAAUUCUUGCCCAUGGGAAUUCCAACAGACUGUUGGAAAACCUGAUCACCAAAUACCACGAAGAUAUUUUCAAUGAGGAACUCUAGCAUAUUUUGUAUUUCAACUUCAGAGUACUUGUGCGUGGAAUCAGAGUGGUGUUUAACAAAAUAAUGUUUUGGAUGAGUGAUCACUAGAUAUGAAUAUUUCCGUUUUAUAUGGCCUUCAUCCCUACCAAGUUCUGUUUUUACAGCAAGCUGAAGACAGGUAUUACCUAUCAAUAAUCGAGGGCGGAGACCACAAAAAAGUGCUUUUCCUAGAUGUCAUUAACAACGGAAGUUGAUUUCUAUGCAUCUCGAUAAGGGCGCUGUAAUUGCAAUAGUGAGCAACGAGUUGACAGUCCCUCUCACUUUCGUUUUUGCUUUAAUAGGUCAUAUUUGUACACUUUCUAACGAUAUACAGAGAUGUGAAGUGAAUUACAGUAUACACCUACCACGAUAAUUUCCUCAUUCAGACUUUGUGAUAAUUUUUCAACUCGACAAUCAAAUUCAAACUCUAUAACAUUUCCUUCGAUUGUAAAUAAUUUCAUUGCUGAUUUUGACCAUUCACAUGAAUUCUAGAUAUUCAUACCUCUACUCAGUCUUGGGUAAACAGCCCUCAGGUUACACAUCCGGGGGGUUUGGUAUUUUUAUUCUAUCAGGUGGAACAUUUGGGUCGACGUUUGUUGAUAUAUUUCUUACUUGUCAGUUAAGAAAAUUCAUUAUUUCUGAAAAGUCAACAUGAGCGAAUACCGAAGACCCGAUCCAGAGCUUUUGCAGAACUUGAAAGACAUUGCAAAUAAACUGCGAAUUCACAGUAUUCAGAUGACAGACGCCAGCAACUCGGGACACCCAACGUCAUGUUGUUCUAUCGCAGAGAUUAUGUCUGUCCUGUUCUUCAAUGUCAUGAAGUACACUAUCGCCGAACCAAGGGGAGAUAAUACCGACAGAUUUGUUCUCUCCAAGGGUCAUGCUGCUCCCAUCCUAUAUGCUGCCUGGGCAGAGGCGGGCUUAUUUCCAACGUCAGAACUUUUAAAGUUCCGUAAAAUUGAUUCUGAUCUGGAGGGACAUCCCACCCCUAGACUCAACUUCAUUGAUGUGGCUACUGGUUCCUUGGGACAAGGCUUAAGCUGUGCUGCAGGAAUGGCGUACACCGGAAAAUAUCUAGACAAAGCUGAUUACCGUGUUUACUGUAUCGUUGGAGAUGGCGAGAGUGCAGAAGGGGCAAUCUGGGAAGCUAUGUCCUUCAGCAGCCAUUACAACCUAGACAACCUAGUGGUCAUCUUUGAUGUGAACCGUCUGGGUCAAAGUGAACCGACUACCCUGCAGCAUGACAUGGAUGUUUACAGGAAGAGAGCAGAGGCUUUCGGUUGGAAUACCAUUGUGGUAGAUGGACAUGAUGUGGAUGCCUUGUGUAAGGCUUUUUAUGAUACCAGCACUGUGAAGGGAAGACCAUCAUGUAUCGUGGCCAAGACCUUCAAAGGCAAAGGGAUCCCAGGCAUUGAGGAUCAGGAAAACUGGCAUGGUAAGCCUUUGUCUGCAAAAUCAGAGGCAGCAAUCCGGUCUCUCACAGAAAGUAUUAAGAAUAAAGGGCCCCAUGAACUGACACCAAAAGUACCCGAUAACAUCGCCAAACCUGUCAACAUCACCAACAUAAGGCUGUCUGAACCUCCCACCUACAAUAGAGAAGCUCAGGUUACCACGAGAGCUGCUUAUGGAUCUGCCCUUGUGAAAAUUGGCAAGAGUAAUGACAGAGUGAUCGCAAUGGAUGGGGAUACUAAAGAUUCAACAUUUUCCAUCAAGUUCAAGGAGGCUUUUCCUGACCGCUUUAUCGAGUGCUUUAUUGCUGAGCAGAAUCUGGUUGGUGUAGGAAUUGGCUGCGGAACCAGAGGCCGAACUGUUCCAUUUAUCUCCACGUUUGCAAGCUUCCUGUCCAGGGCAUUUGAUCAGAUCAGAAUGGGCGCCAUUUCUCAGACAAAUGUUAACUUUGUGGGUUCUCAUUCUGGUGUUUCUAUUGGUGAAGACGGUCCCUCCGAGAUGGCGCUGGAGGAUCUGUCUAUGUUCCGCAGUAUCCCCGGCUCCACCGUGUUCUACCCUAGUGAUGCCGUGUCUACUGAGCGGGCUGUAGAGCUGGCAGCCAACACCUCUGGUGUCUGCUUCAUCAGGACUACCCGUCCAAACACCCCCAUUCUGUACAAUGCAGACGACAACCUGCAGAUCGGGAAAGCCAGGGUGGUACGUAAGAGUAACAGCGACAAAGUGACAGUGGUCGGUUGCUGUGUUACUUUGUUCGAAGCCCUGAAGGCAGCAGACAAACUAGCUAUUGACGGAGUCAACAUCCGAGUGAUCGAUCCUUUUACCAUUAAACCCAUCGACGAAGAAACAAUUCGAAAAAAUGCCAAGGAGACAGGGGGAAAGAUUAUAACUGUGGAGGACCACUAUCCAGAAGGUGGUCUUGGUGAGGCUGUGUGCUCCGCUGUCGCUUGCUGUCGUGCGAUCACCGUGAAGAAGCUUGCUGUACCGGAAAUUCCGCGAUCUGGUAGGAGUGAUGAACUCCUAGAGAAGUAUGGAAUCAGUGCCAACUGCAUUGUCAAGGCUGUCAACGAAAUGUUGUCCCAGUACUAGAGAACUGCAUUAAACACCAGACUAUGGAGAUCAUUUAUGUGCAUACUUUAUGUGAUGAAAAUUACACUAGAUGUAAGAUAAGAUAAAUGUGUGAAGAAUA